AUGUAUCCAUCAGAUUGUAACCCACCAAGGAUUUACGGAAUGAUUAAAGCUCACAAAGCAGAAAAAGAUUACCCAAUGCGCCCUGUUGUAUCAACAAUUAACACACCACCUUAUGGAACAUCUGAUUAUCUUGUUAAAAUUAUUCAACCGACUCUGAACAAAAAUAAGAAUCCUAACGAAGCUCAAGUUUCAUUUGAUAUAGUCAAUUUAUAUCCAUCCAUACCCAUUGACGAAGCAAUUCCGGUUGUUAUUGAUAUAUUGAACGCUGACAUUGAUGACUUAAAAACUCGAACUAAACUUACUCUUGCAGACAUACAUCAAUUAAUUGAACUUUUAUUAAGUAUAUGCUAUUUUUUAUAUGAAAACAAUAUCCGAAAAAUACCUAAUUCAGGCCCUAUAGAUUUAUCUUUAAUGGUUGUUAUGACGGAAGCGUUUUUACAAAAUAUAGAAAGAAAAGCCCUUAACAUAGCAAUUAUUCAUACAUCCGAACCAAAAACUUACAAGAGGUAUGUAGAUGAUUGUCAUGUUUGCUUUGCUUCAAUAAAACAACAACAAAUGUUCCGAAACAUCCUUAAUGAACAAAAUCCUCCCGUAAAAUACACAGUGGAACUUGAAAACGACCUCAAACAACUCAAUUUCCUAGAUAUUAACAUUACAAACACAGGCUCUGGAACUUAUGAAUUUCAAAUACAUAGAAAAGAAGCUAUUACAAAUGUUCAACUUAAACCUAACUCGAACAUUAAUCCUAGCAUUAUUAUUGGCGUUUUCAAAAGAUUUUUAUGUCGUACUAAAAGAAUAUGCUCUCAAAAAUACCUUCAAAAAGAAAUUGAUUUUCUAACAGACAUCUUUGUUGAAAAUGGCCACGACAAGAACAUUCUAAAUAAUAUUACUAUAGACUAUUUAAAAAACGGUUCAAAAACCACCACAUUUCAACCAAUAGAUACCCAACACUCUAUAAAACUACCUUGGUUACCAAUUGUUGGUCCAAAACUUCGUAAAGAAUUUCGAAAGCAAAACAUAAAGGUUAUUUUCACAUCAACUCCCAAUUUAAAAAAUAUUUUCUGCAACAAUAAAACUAAACUACCACUAAACACAGACCCUGUCGUAUACCAGCUAAAAUGUUUAUGCGGUUCGAUAUACAUUGGAGAAACUAAAAAGAAGGUGAUAUCGAGAUGUAUUGAACACCAAAAAAAAACAGCUUAA
This is a messenger RNA of Hydra vulgaris (swiftwater hydra), 1203 nucleotides long. RefSeq lists its product as uncharacterized. The record is from RefSeq and is a predicted model, not a curated record. Lineage: Eukaryota; Metazoa; Cnidaria; Hydrozoa; Anthoathecata; Hydridae.